Aedes albopictus (Asian tiger mosquito) is the source of this 6553-nucleotide messenger RNA. It is a transcript of the gene Appl, whose product is annotated as amyloid-beta-like protein. Lineage: Eukaryota; Metazoa; Arthropoda; Insecta; Diptera; Culicidae. Gene Ontology annotation, molecular function: transition metal ion binding; heparin binding. Bases 926 to 3415 code for a protein of 829 amino acids. Gene Ontology annotation, biological process: central nervous system development; axonogenesis. The transcript has 11 exons. The record is from RefSeq and is a predicted model, not a curated record. Gene Ontology annotation, cellular component: neuronal cell body; membrane; neuron projection.
UUUCACUGGAAUACGAAUCGGAAUCUUCUACCAGUUCCGAACUCGUGUUGUCUGGUGAAACAUCUAAGCGUGAUACCGUUCGACCGUGCCCCGUGGAACCUACUACUGUGACUCUGACUCACUCUGGUCACUUUCUUUCUUCGGUGUAUUGUUCUCCCCAUUGUGCGGAGGAGGAAGUUUAGCCGUUUGGGUUGGGUUGGGCUAGCGCAGGUGGAAGGCUAUCGAGGAAAAAACGGUACCCUCGGUUUAUGUGAUUCAUAUCUUCUAGAUUGAAACGUGUUUAGGUGAAUUGAUGAAAAGACAGGAAACGUUGCGGAAGACCACACUGUAAGGGAGAUAUUGCAAGAUUGGGCCCGAGGGCUGCGACGAAAGUUCGAGUGGGGCUAGUUCCUUGGAAUUCUGUGACCCGGCGCCUAACGUGUGUCAUCAGAUUGCAGCAAAGGAUUAGUAGGGGUUGAAGAAGUAAAGAACGAAGAGCUCGGGCUGUGACCAGUUUCCGGGUGAACCGAGUGAGUGUGGAAAAAUUUUCGCCUCAAGGAUAACUACAGCAGGAAUCGAAGACGUAUCGAGAUAAAAUCGAUUUGUAAUGUGAUUACAAUUUCCGUUCUUUCUCGCCUUUGCAGUAAUAUUGGUGUGCAUUGUUGAAUCGAUCCAGCCGAGGAUUUUUUUGUUCUAUUUUCUAAUUCAUUUUGUUAGUUUCUUCUUCUGGCUGACUGGUUGGAUGCGCUGUAGUUGAGUGGAGCCUGUUACGAGGCGAAGAAAAGUGCAAGAAUAGGAAAAGCUAAAACAAGGAAAACACAGUGACGAGAAAAUCGAUUUCACGGAUCGUGUGUUUCGAAUAGUAAAAAAAUUACAACACAACUGUGCAGUGACAUACAGCUAUUGUCAAUAGAGUUUGAAGUGGUUCUCACAUAGAAUAGUGAAAAUGAUGUCCCGGUGGCUAGCGGCGUUGGCGAUAUUCGUCGUGACGUGGAGUACAACCCAUCAAGUUCAGGCUGCCUCUCCGCGGUGGGAACCACAGAUAUCAGUGUUGUGCGAAGCCGGUCAGACAUAUCACCCGCAGUACCUCUCAGAGGAGGGUAGAUGGUCGACGGACUUGAGCAUCAAAGUGCCCGGUUCGACGUGUUUGCGGGAUAAGAUGGAUCUACUAGACUACUGUAAAAAGGUCUAUCCAGGUCGAGAUAUCACGAAUAUCGUCGAAUCGUCUCACUAUCAGAAAAUCGGUGGCUGGUGCCGACAAGGUGCACUAAACUCAGCCAAGUGUAAAGGUGCUCAGCGGUGGAUCAAACCGUUCAGAUGUUUGGGUCCUUUCCAGUCAGACGCUCUUCUGGUGCCCGAAGGAUGCCUGUUCGACCACAUCCACAACGCGUCCCGGUGCUGGCCGUUUAUCAGGUGGAACCAGACCGGCGCUGCCGCAUGCCAGGACCGAAACAUGCAAAUGCGAAGCUUCGCCAUGCUGCUGCCCUGUGGAAUCUCGCUCUUCUCCGGCGUCGAGUUCGUGUGCUGCCCGAAGCACUUCAAAGUUCCGAUGAAAGUGAAAAAGACCGACCUUCCGGUACUGCCUCAGGAAACUGAAGUUCUCCCAGCAUUAGAUGAUGCGGACGCUGACAACUCAGAGGAUGAUGACGACGAGGACGAUAUUGACGACGACGAGGAUGAAGACAUGCUGGGAGAUGAACCAAUUGAAAGCGAAGAUGAUGAAUACGACUCCGAAGAAGAUUUUGACGCUGACAAGGAACCGGAUACUGGGUCAGCAGCUUGGGAUAGCUUCAGCACACCUAUGCCACUGUUCGCCAAGGAAAAGAAGGACAUCUAUACAACAACGGCUUCCAGCACCACUGAGAAGCAAACCGAAAUCCCAACAACACCAAUAACCGCCAUUCCGACUCCAGACCCGUACUUCACUCACUUCGACCCACGAUAUGAACACCAGAGCUUCAAGAGUUUGCACGCUGAAUUUCAGGAAGCGCAGCAGCGGCUUGAAGAGAGCCAUCGUGAGAAGGUCACCCGUGUGAUGAAGGACUGGUCCGACCUGGAAGAAAAGUACCAAGACAUGCGCCUCGCUGACCCCAAAACGGCUCAAACUUUCAAACAACGCAUGACCGCGAGGUUCCAGACUUCUGUGCAGGCACUGGAAGAGGAAGGCAACUCGGAGAAGCAUCAACUGGCGGCAAUGCACCAACAGCGAGUCCUGGCCCACAUCAACCAGCGCAAACGGGAAGCGAUGACGUGCUACACCCAGGCACUCACCGAACAGCCACCAAACGCUCAUCGUGUCGAGAAAUGCCUCCAGAAGCUGCUGCGUGCCCUCCAUAAGGACCGUGCCCAUGCUCUGUCUCACUACCGUCACUUACUGGGCUCUGGAGGAGCAGGUGGACUGGAAGCGGCGGCCUCCGAGCGACCGCGAACUCUCGAGCGUCUCGUUGACAUUGACCGCGCCGUCAACCAAUCCAUGUCGAUGCUGAAGCGUUACCCAGAACUCUCCACCAAACUGUCCCAGCUGAUGGACGACUACAUUCAAGCACUUCGCUCCAAGGAUGAAACCCCUGGUUCAAUGCUUGCCAUGACGGAAGACGCCGAGUCGGCCAUCCUCGACAAGUACCGCAUGGAAAUCGAACGCAAGGUCAGUGAAAAGGAACGCCAGCGACUUGCCGAAAAGCAACGCAAGGAACAGCGAGCCCAAGAACGGGAGAAGAUUCGCGAAGAAAAGCUACGCUUGGAGGCCAAGAAGAUGGAAGCUGCCUACAAACAACAGCAGCAGCAGAUCCAGCAGCAGCAACAACCAUCGCAACAGCCGCAACCGCAACAACCACAGCCACAACAGCAACAGCAACCUCAGCAGCAGCAACAACAGCAACAACAACAGCAGCAGCAGGUUCAAACGCAGGUUCCAGUUUCGGAACAACCGCAGACUCAGAAACAGGUCGAGUUGGAAACUCAAAAGGACACCGAAGCUACGCGGGACUACACCGAGGAGGCUACCAUCUCUAACAGUCCCCAAUCGACCGCUCUGCCGACGGUCGACGACGAAGCAGUGCAGCGUGCCGUCGAAGAAGUAGCGGCCGCGGUUGCGCAUCAAGAAGCGGAGCCCAAAAUGCAGCAUAUACUGUCCCACGACACCGGGCACAGCGAGCCGACCUACUCGGUACGGCGAGAAAUCUACGGUCCUAACGGCCGAGAGAAUCGAAACGUGUACUUCACCCUGAUGUUCGCUGGCGUUGCCCUAAUGGGCGCCGUGUUCGUCGGCGUUGCCGUCGCCAAGUGGAAGGCUUCGCGAUCACCACAUGCUCAAGGAUUCGUCGAGGUUGAUCAGGCCGUGGGACAACCGAUCACGCCGGAAGAGCGACACGUGGCCAACAUGCAGAUCAACGGAUACGAAAAUCCGACCUACAAGUACUUCGAAGUGAAGGAAUAAUUUGUGAACGGUGUUGCAAGCCUACAGGCCAGAGGCACUCAUUUGAUGAAAAAUGAUGAAAUUGUGUGAAAUCGUUUUCAACGGACACCGGUUGAAUACUAGCUGUGAACGUUGACAAAUCUUGAAGAAUCUGUUUGGGAGGAAAUGGAUUUUCACAUUAUUACGUUUGAUCUCAGUUCAAAGACGCUGCGAAGUGGGAGAGUUCCCGAGAAGAAGGAAGAAACAACUAAUAAAAUGUUGAUUUGUGACUAUGACGCAAAACAUAAGCAAAGUUAAGUAAGAUUACGUAAGGUCAGUAUUUUGCUUUUGAAAGUAUGGAUUUUAUUUUAUAUGGAGGGAAGUACUAAACUAUCGUUAAAUAGUGUGAUUGUAACUGUAUAUUUGCCCGCUAGAUACUAAUUUAUAAGAGCAUGAAAAAGGAGAAUGGGAGAAGCAGAUUGAAAAAAGUCAUACAGAAGGAUGCUGUCGUUACCAGAAAAAUAUAUAACCACAUCAUCACCAAUUUGGGCGAUUCUUUAAACUUACAACACUCACAUACACGUUUAGAAGUAACAUACUUCAUACUUUUUGUUUUGUUCUGGCACAUCCUCUUGCAUAGUAGCUGCGAACGAGGGUUUAAAAAUGGACAGCUUGCUCUGCGAACUAUUAGAACGCCGCGCAGAAUCCCUCUUCAUCCCUCACACAUAGUUAGAUAGCUAAGUAGCUAAUUAGUUAUUAUUACAAAGAAAACAUGACAAAGCAAAAAAGAACAAAAAACAAUAAUUGUAAGUAACAUAGCUUUUUUGAUCAGUGAACCGGAAAAAAUGGUAAUAGAAAAACUAUCAAAAUAUAUAUAUUUUUUGUAACAAGCCUGCUAUACGCUUUGAAAUUUCAUAUUUAUAUAAUCUUAACAAUAAUAAAGGGUAAACUAUAUAUUUACAACAACAAUAAGACACUCACUAUCACAUGCUUCAAGACAAACAAUAAUUUCGAGGCUUUUGGGUUUUAUUUUCCUUCGACAGUUGAACACUCACUUAAAGCAAGUAAAAAAUUGCUAGGCAGCAGGUAAAAAAAAACAAACCACACUCAAACACUAUAGAUGUCGUCCUCGUUGUGUAGACACAAGGUGUGUAAAAUCCAAACAUCGUAGCCCAUGAGAUGUGUGUACCAAUUAAAGAGCUUCUUCCGAGAAACAAUGUAGCGAGCAGUAGAGACUUUUGAUCAACAUAAACCACAGCAGAACAACACAAAGCAAAACAACAUCAAUCAUGCAAAGUAUCGCAAAGAAAUAAAAUGUGCAUCCUGAUAAUUCAAAUUCGUCCAUUUUUGUAGACUUUUGCGAGCGCGUAAUUAAAUGUAAGAGAAACUAAUGAGAAAACAAAUGUCAUGUUGCCCCCAUUUUCAGCUGUAGAAUCAACCAAAUUACUCAUUCAGUGUUGCCAGAAAUGCUUGUGAUGAAUUUAAAACGCUUAGCGCUCUAUCUAUUGUUUCGGUGCACUUUUCUGACAAAGAAAAGUGAUUCACUCUCACAUGAACACGUCACACAACGGUAAAAUUUAUUUCGCGAUGAUCACACAAAUUUAACCCAGAACACUUCAGUGAACCCGAACCGGUUAUUUCUCACAUUAAUCUUCACACGCUGAUUGGGAAAAACAUAAAAUCUAUGUAAAAAUGAAUUUGAUAUUAAUAGAACACUAAAAUUAACAAUAAUGACUAAAAGUAUUUAAAACAGAAGGCAGAAUACCGUAGAUUAUAUAUCAUGUAUAAGUAUGUAAUGAGGAUAUUUAUACAACACGUAUAAAUGUAACAAUGUAAACAUUUACAUAAUAGUUUUAUUAGGGACUAAACAAUGCGUCACUUAAUUUCAUUCAACAAGUCAACAUUAUCUUUUUUUCUGAUUUAAGUUACAACAUAAGUUAAUUGAAUACUCUACUUGAAGUUACGAUAAAGAAAACAUCUAGUCUCAACUAUAAUGUUGAAUCAAUAUAAACUAAAGAAUAAUACAAAACAAAAUAAAACGUGCAGAACGGUAAUGCAAAACUUUCUUGAACUUUGAUACCGAAGAGAAGCAAAAAAAGUUUAUCACAAAAAGCGCUUAGUUUGACACGAUUGCUAUCCACUAAACUACUCAAGUAAAAGCAACAAUUAUAUCAGCAAAGUACACGCUAAAUCAAAAUGUAACCGCUCGUUUCUUCAUCAGUUCGUUUUCCAAAACAAGAAUAUUACUCAAAACUAUUAUAUAUGAACAACUUUUUUAAGAAAUAAAACAAGAUAAAAGACACUAAAUGUUGCAAGGCGAAAGAUGCAGAACAUCCAACUACAUUGUUGUCAGAGAAGAAAAAAUGGAAACAAUACUCAUGCAUGGUAUGAAACAAAAUUAAAACAAAGAAAUCUCAAUCGUUUUGUGUGCGACAUUUAGACAGAAAACCAUUUGUAUUAUCAAUGAAAGCCACCAGAUGGAGCUGAAAAACAAUUGAUUGUUACUCGUAAGUGUAAUGAUCGAUUACUAGAUGAAUACGUCCCAUUGUCGUUACAAUUCAGGAAAGGAACACAAACUAACAACAAGUCGGAACGCCACACAUCCAAAACUCCACACAUUUCCAGUGAAUUCGAUUUUGUUUCCAUUGUUCAAAAGUAACUCUCUCAGCAAACUGCACAAUAAUUUUAACACACAUUAAUUUAUGGUUGAAGAAAAUCUCGCUGACUGUACCGAAUCCGAGGCAAGCAAUUACCUUUUUUUCAAUUCCUGAAAUGAGAAUGCUUCUGACAGAACGUCCCAGCGCUUCGUUGUUGGACAUAUUUCAGUUUCCGUUCGAUCGUCAGCAUUGGGCGAUCGUUUACCAACUAUGCAAAAACACAAUGACAGCAACUAUUCCAUGUAAAUCUUAAAGGAGAGCGAGUGUACCAGCAGCGGUUCAUCCGAACAACUGAAAUACCUAUUGUUUCUAAUCUAUAGAGCCAAGAAAACCAGAACAAAAAAAAAAUCGUCCCAAAAAUCUGUUUGUAGAAUGGAAGAUAGCGCCGGGAAGAUGGCAAACGAGAAGAAGAAGAAGAACGAUGUGAAGAUUCGGCAAAAGCAAACCGAGCGAGUCGAUGAUGCUCUAAAACCAAGCAACACUAAUAAUUUGAAGGAGGGUAAUAAAAUAUGAGAUAACAAUA